This is a messenger RNA of Didymodactylos carnosus, 285 nucleotides long. NCBI's taxonomy places the organism in Eukaryota, Metazoa, Rotifera, Eurotatoria, Philodinida, Philodinidae. The record is from the annotation of a GenBank genome assembly.
AUGUUAUUUAUGGUAUGCCAGGCAAAUAUGGAUGCAUCUAUGUCGGAGAAAUGGAAAGAUUUUGAGAGACGCCACAAACAACAUAUGAGUAAUGUCAAAUAUCAUCGCAUUAAUGAGUCAGAAGUAGUUCAACAUUUGUUAGUUAGUAAAAGUAGUUGUAGUAUUCAAUUUGAGAAAAGUUUAAUUUUUGAUAGGGAAGAAAAUAAACAUCGUAGAAAAGUAUUAGAAGCAGUUUAUACAACGGCAAAUAAAUCAUAUAAUAAUAAAGGAAUGAUAUGUAAUUAA